AUGUAUGUGUUUUUUUCAUUGCUGUCAGUAUGGACUGUGUUUCUGAAUCUGCUGGUGAUCAUCUCCAUCUCUCACUUCAAGAAACUUCACACUCCAACCAACAUGCUCAUUCUCUCUCUGGCUGUGGCAGACCUGUUCGUAGGACUUAUUAUCAUGCCAUUGGAGGCGAUUAGGUUGAUUGAAACAUGUUGGUACCUUGGAGACACUAUCUGUAGACUGUUUUUAAUAAUCUUGGACAUGUUCCUCUGUACAUCUUUGAGUAAUUUAGUUGUAAUAGCUGUUGAUCGUUAUGUGGCUGUGUGUCACCCUCUGCUGUACCCACAGAAAAUAACAACAACUAGAACAAUAAUUAUUAUCUGUGUUUGCUGGUUCUACAAUUCAGUUUAUGCCAUUUCAAUUUUUAUAACUACUUCACAAAGAAAUUACACAUGUUUUGGUGAAUGUAUACUUAUGCCUACUUUUGCACUGGUAAUCAUCGACCUGUUCCUGUCUUUCCUGUUUCCUUGUACCAUCAUUAUAACUUUAUAUUUGAGAAUCUUUUAUGUGGCACAUCAGCAGGUUAAAGUUAUAAACUCUCUGUUGAGGAGUGGAAAACAUCUAACAGAAGGUUCAGUGAAGAGGAAAUCUGAGAGUAAAGCCGCUCUGACAUUAGGCAUCAUUGUGACAGUUUAUUUGUUUUGCUGGAUUCCCUAUUAUAGCUUAACUUUAACACCAAACACAAGAAUGACUUCUGUUAUAUCCUAUUUCAUGUUAUGGAUGUUGUAUAUUAAUUCAGCUCUGAAUCCUCUCAUCUAUGCUAUAUUUUACCCCUGGUUUAGAACGUCAGUUAAACACAUCCUAAAUCUCUCCAAAAUAUUUAAAACAGCAUAACUGCUAUUGGACUUGUUCAUUAUAAUAAUAAUUAAGGUUCUGGAUUUACUAGCAUUGUUUAAAACAAUCAAUGAUGGGGUUCAAUACAAAAUAUUAUGCUCACAUUUGGGAGAGUGCUUUGCCAUAUUACUAAUAAAUCUAUAAUUAAGUUCAUGCAAAUGUCAACCUAAUAAAAUAUAUAUCAAAUGUUCUUUAAAAAGCCAUCCUUUUUUUGUUUGCUGGAUAUUAUUGCAUAUGGUUUGUGCCUCCAUAAUGUUUCUCUCAUCUAAAAUAGAAAACAUUUGUAUAGACUUAUAUUUUUCUGAU
Messenger RNA from Misgurnus anguillicaudatus (oriental weatherfish), 1176 nucleotides. Its product is annotated as trace amine-associated receptor 9-like. Lineage: Eukaryota; Metazoa; Chordata; Actinopteri; Cypriniformes; Cobitidae. Gene Ontology annotation, biological process: G protein-coupled receptor signaling pathway. Gene Ontology annotation, cellular component: membrane. The record is from RefSeq and is a predicted model, not a curated record. Gene Ontology annotation, molecular function: trace-amine receptor activity.